Messenger RNA from Acytostelium subglobosum LB1, 1386 nucleotides. RefSeq lists its product as hypothetical. The annotation marks the transcript as partial. Gene Ontology annotation, molecular function: guanyl-nucleotide exchange factor activity. Gene Ontology annotation, cellular component: cytoplasm. Gene Ontology annotation, biological process: intracellular signal transduction. The record is from RefSeq and is a predicted model, not a curated record. NCBI's taxonomy places the organism in Eukaryota, Evosea, Eumycetozoa, Acytosteliales, Acytosteliaceae. The transcript has 6 exons.
AUGGACAUUAUAAUUGAAGACUGCAGUAACUUGGAGUCUGACGAAUCGGAGGUCACGUGUCAAGAGACUUGCAGUGUUCUAAGCGAUGACGAUGGAUCAGGAUCAACUACACAUAAACAACAACAACAACAGAGUACGAUUAGUAAAAUGGAAGGAUUGGCAAUGUGCAAGGUGUGUCUAGGACAGACACCUCGUUAUAAUAAGCAUUGUCAUCUGUGCCAGAGUGAGCUGGGCGAUAGAUGUUGGCGUUGCGACUACCUCUGCAAGCCAAACUCAAAGUUCUGCUUUCGUUGCAAUGUCAAACUGGUCAUGAUCGAGCUGCCGGACGCAGACUCCAUCCUGCCCAUUCCAGCAUUCCGUCCAACACAAGCAAACUCUGGCGGAUCCGCCUUGAAGAGCAAUGAUGACGCAGCUGCAAAGUUGUUGGUAGAUCGCGAGAGGAAGGCUGUAUCCAUAAAAUCAAUGAUAGCCAAUAUCAAUAAGACAUCGGAGCCAACUACUCCGCCUGCAUCGAUGGUCACUGGCGAGAAACAGAACUCAUUCAUCAAGACCAGGCUAUCAUAUAUACCUGCCAUGUCUGAUUCACUUGGUAACUACUCUGUGUAUUGCAAUUAUAAUCAAAAGUCAUUGGACAGUCUGUCCAGACUGCCACAGGUGGACAACUAUAUAUCUGAACGACCAGAGCUGCGAGGUCUCAACCUUCACUCAUUCCUCAUCAAGCCAGUACAGAGAAUAUGUAAAUACCCUCUGCUGCUGAGAGAGCUACUAAAGGCUACGUCUGCCGAUCAUCCAGACCAUGGACAACUGAUCCUGGCCGUAGCCAAGAUCGAGCAAAUCGUAAACCUAAUCAACAAGGUCAAGAUGGAGAAUGAGACAUGGCAGAGGACAAUGCAGAUCAUCCAAUCACUGAAAGGAUCAGAGAGUCUACAAUUGUCAAAGAGAACAUUGAUGAGCGAGGGCAAGAUGCAGAUGGUCGAGGGAUUCAACGAGAACUCAGACAAGAAGCUACAGCUCAAGUAUAAGAAGGGGUUCUACUUCCUAUUCAACGAUCUCUUCCUGUUCACCAAGCACAAGGGUAGCUCAUACAAGUUGGUCAAGAGCAUACCACUUGACAAUGUAAUAGUUCACAGCUGUAAUCAUUCAGAUAAACACUUUUUCACAAUAGUAGAGUUUGGAGUUGGCGGUGAGAGAUGGACAUUCUAUCCACCGACUGGUGGACAGGCAUUGGCACUCACAACGACAAUGCAAAGACUGAUCGAGAAGUGUUGGGAUAAUAGGUACGAUGGCGAACUGCAGCCCAAACCAAUGGGAAAUGCCAGUCCGGCGCAAUCACCCUCGCCCAGCAAGACAAAGAAGCUUCCCCGUCGACUGGUAAAGAGUUUGGUC